AGAAGGGGGAGAGGGAGCCCUUCGCGGUGGCUCCGGGAAAACCGGCUUCAAGCCCCCUUUCCCCCGGCGAAGAGGGGAAAACCCGCCCCGGUUAGCAGCUCCCCCGGGGGCCCCGGCUUUGUGCCCGUCCGUGCCCCCCCCUCCCGGUCUUAUUUGAUCUCCCGUUAAACCAAGGAGGAGAAUGUGAAAAAAGGGGGAAAAUGCCCAGGAGGAAGCAGGAGCAGCCCAAGCGCCUCUCUUCACAUGGUACCAGACAGGAAGAAGUGGAAGGGGAACUCAGUGAAGAAGAACGCUGGUUUGGAAAUUCUUCAGAAACUCCUUCAGAAGCAUCAUAUGGAGAAGUCCAGGAGAACUUUAAGUUGUCUCUCGAGGACAGAAUCCAAGAGCAGUCCACUUCCCCGGAUACCUCUUUGGGGAGUGCAACGCCGAGCAGCAACACAGCGGAGCUGGGAUCCAUUGAAAAUGAGGCACUAAGAGACACGUUACAGAGCAAAGAGCACCUUUCUCCUGAUGUGUCAUCUCUGUGUGAAGAAGAACCUCCUGGUCCAAAUAAGCCACUGAGCAGUAACCUGAGGCGGCUCCUGGAGGCUGGCUCCCUCAAGCUGGAUGCCGCUGUUACAGUCAAUGGCAGAGUUGAGUCCCCCGUAAACCUUGGCUCGAACGUCUCCUUCUCUCCACCUGCUCAUCACGCCCAGCAGCUGAGUGUUCUUGCCAGAAAGCUCGCUGAGAAACAGGAACAAAGUGACCAAUACAAUGCAAGCAGUCACUUUAUAUGGAAUCAAGGUAAGUGGUUGCCAAACUCAACCACCACCUGUGGUUUGUCCCCUGAUUCAGCUAUCCUGAAACUGAAAGCCGCAGCCAAUGCCGUUCUGCAGGACAAAUCUUUUUCGAGGACUGAAGACCCUAUAAGAUUUGAAUCCUUUUCCUCACCUUUCAGUUCUCAGUCAGCCAGCUCCACGUUAGCAGCUUUAUCUAAGAAAGUGAGUGAAAGAAGCAUGACUCCUGGGCAGGAGCACCCGCCUCCAGCAAGUUCUUUCCUUUCUCUGGCUUCCAUGACCUCUUCAGCUGCCCUUCUCAAGGAGGUUGCUGCAAGGGCUGCAGGCACCCUCUUGGCUGAGAAGAAGAAGUCGCUGGUUCCUGAGGAUCCCCUGCAGCUUUCGGAGAUGAAACAAGAGAAAGCAACUCCGCCACAGUCUUUGGAAUUAUUGUUACUACCAGUCCCUAAGGGAAGAGCAUCCAAACCCGCUAGUACAGCCUCAGAAGAGGAAGGGGGAAAACCUUUCCAGUGUCCGAUCUGUGGUUUGGUUAUCAAGAGGAAGAGUUACUGGAAACGGCACAUGGUGAUUCACACAGGUUUGAAGAGUCAUCAGUGCCCACUCUGUCCAUUUCGCUGUGCACGCAAGGACAAUCUCAAGUCACACAUGAAGGUUCAUCAGCACCAAGACAGGGGUGAGACCUUUCAAUGCCAGCUUUGCCCUUUUACCUCCUCCCGCCACUUCAGCCUGAAACUCCAUAUGCGUUGCCAUCAACAUUUCCUCAGGACAGAAUCUAAAGUGAAGGAGGAAAUACCAGAAACUGAGGUGAAGGGGUCACCACAGCUAAACAGUGACUCCUGCCCGGGACCACAGAGGGAAGGAGGUGGACCUGACCUCACGGGAUCAGCAUCUGUAUCUAAAACACCUGAUGUGGCUGGGCAGCCUGGUGGGGGUGUUCCACCUUUACUAGUGAAAGAAGAGCCCAAAGACGACAGUGGUGUCUCAGCUGCACCUUUUGCUCUUAGCACUGUUGACAGAGCCCCCAACAACACAAAGCUGAAAGACUCCUCUGACUUUGUGGCCAACACAGCAUCAGCACUAUUCAGCCAAGACAUCUCUGUCAAGAUGGCAUCAGAUUUUCUUAUGAAGCUGUCAGCUGCAAAUCAAAAAGAGCCUUUGACUCCUAAUUUUAAAGUGAAAGAGGAGCCUAAGGAUGAGGAAGCUGCAAGUUCAGCCGUGUCUCAGUCCAGCUAUGUGUUCAGCCAAGAAUCUGAAGCCUCAGCUCCAAACAUCCCUGAGGAGAAACUCAAGCCACAGGAAGCACAGGCAAAUGUGAUGAGGCAGGACAUGUCAGUCAAGGCAGCGUCUGAGCUCCUCAUGAAGCUCUCAGCUGAGAGUUUCAAGGAAACCCAGAUGGUAAAGAUAAAGGAAGAACCAAUGGAAGUUGACAUUCAUGACUCGCAGGCUUCAGCGUCCCCCAGCCAACCCAGCCAAAAUGUUGGCUACAGCACUUUAUUAGGGAGAGACAUUAGUGAACGGAUACAGAAGGCACCAGAAGGCCGUGUGCUCCCAGAAAGAAAUCUAUUCAGCCAAGAUAUAUCAGUGAAGAUGGCAUCUGAGCUGCUCUUCCAGUUAUCAGAAAAGGUGAGCAAAGAGCACAACCACAAUAAAGACAACACCAUCAGAACUACAGCCAGCCCUUUCUUUUCUGAAGACACAUUUAGACAAUCACCAUUCACUUCCAACUCAAAAGAUCUCCUGCCUAAUGAAACUACUCUUCAUGGAAGGACGUCUGCAUCAGAAACGGAAAAGCUGGGGCUGGAGGUGGGAAAUGGAUUGCCGUCUUGGAAAUUUAACGACCAGCUCUUUCCCUGCGACGUGUGUGGAAAAGUGUUUGGUCGACAGCAGACUCUGUCCCGGCAUCUCUCACUGCACACAGAAGAGAGAAAAUACAAAUGCCACUUGUGCCCCUAUGCUGCUAAGUGCCGUGCUAACCUGAACCAGCACCUGACUGUGCACUCCGUGAAGCUGGUGAGCACAGACACCGAGGACAUCGUCAGCGCUGUCACGUCCGAAGGCAGCGAUGGGAAGAAGCACCCUUAUUACUACAGCUGUCAUGUGUGUGGGUUUGAGACGGAGAUGAAUGUCCAGUUUGUCAGUCAUAUGUCCCUCCACGUGGAUAAAGAGCAGUGGAUGUUCUCCAUUUGCUGCACAGCAUGUGAUUUUGUCACUAUGGAAGAGGCAGAUAUGAAGGCUCAUGUCAACAACAAGCACACAGCUGAAGAGAGGAAGACACCCAGUGAAUCUAACAGUCCAUCUUCAUCUUCGCUGUCAGCACUGAGCGACUCUGCCAACAGCAAAGAAGAUGCAGAUAUAACCCCAAAAAACAAGGGGUCAAACAACCUGCUAGUCAUUUCUGUAGUGCCUGGUAGUCAGACCUCAGUGAACGCUGAAGAGAAGUCAGAGAAAGGCUUUGAAUGUGUUUUCUGUAACUUUGUCUGCAAAACAAAAAAUAUGUUUGAGCGUCACCUGCAAAUCCACCUGAUCACACGGAUGUUCGAGUGUGACGUGUGCCACAAGUUCAUGAAGACACCUGAACAAUUACUGGAGCACAAGAAAUGCCACACUGUCCCCACCGGUGGGCUCAAGUGCCCAUUCUGCAUCUACUCCACAAACCGCCCCGCAGCGAUGGAGUGCCACCUGAAGACUCACUACAAGAUGGAGUACAAGUGUCGGAUCUGCCAGACAGUGAAAGCAAAUCAGCUGGAGCUGGAGAUGCACAUCCGGGAACACCGCCUUGGCAACCAUUACAAGUGUGACCAGUGUGGGUACCUGUCCAAGACGGCCAACAAGCUGAUCGAGCACGUGCGUGUCCACACCGGCGAGCGCCCUUUUCACUGUGACCAGUGCAGCUACAGCUGCAAACGCAAAGACAAUCUCAACUUGCACAAGAAACUGAAGCAUGCUCCACGCCAGACUUUCAGCUGCGACGAGUGCCUGUUCAAGACUACCCACCCUUUUGUCUUCAGCCGCCACGUGAAGAAGCACCAGAACGGGGACUGCUCCGAAGAGGAGAAGAAGGGCCAGUAUUCAACCUCCAAGGAAGCCAGUCCUCUCCUACCGGUGAACAGCUCCAGAAACCUUCUGUCACCCCUCUCAGUUAUGUCUGCCUCCCAGGCUCUGCAAACAGUCGCUAUGUCAGCUGCACAGGGCAGCGGGGCAGAGCCGAACUUGGCAGUGAAAGCCUUGGCUGUCAAUGGCACUUCCCUGUGCUUUGAUAAAUACUGGAACUCAGAGUUUGCCCACCUUAUUCCUUUAACAAUGUUUUUCCCCAAAAACCACUACGAUCUCACAUUCCAUCCACCCCGACCUCAGACUGCACCGGGAGGUGCCUCUUCACCUAAACACUCCUUCCUUGCCUACCUUGGACUAACAGAAAGGGCAGAAACUGUCUGAGGGCAGUUGCAUUCUGUACCAAAAAUACCCCAACAAACCCAGCAGGUAUACAUGGCUGCAAAACAUAGACCGAAGAGGUAAUGAACACUUGUACUAUAGCGUUAGUAAGGUUUAGCAAAUGGCUCUGUGUAUAUACUUAUUGCAUUGACAUGAAAGCUGCUUUAUUAAAUCUCCAAGAGGUGACCUACUGCAUACUUCUACCUUCAGAGGCAUGUUCCCAGUACUCUUAUCUAAGAAACUAUUUUGUCUUGUUAAGCUGAAAAAAAAAGAGUGUCCUUAAUGGCAAUCAGCACUUGUAAGAUUACAUAUUGAUGCAUUUUAUUUUUUGGGCUUUGUGUGCGUGCGGGUGCGUGAAAAGAGAGUCUGCCUGUAGUGUGCCAUGACAUUGCUUUUGCACAUCCCUUGGAUUGGCUUAUUUAAUUAUUAUUCUUUUCCCCCUUUUCACACACUCGCUCCCUCCCUCCUGUUUCCCCCCAAACUGUGGAGUUGUGGAAGAAGCAAUUGUUUGGGUCAGGGGGGGAGAUUGGUAUAUUAUUUCAGUGCUGUUUGCAGCUUCCUUUAGUUGUUUGAUGCCUUGUACUCAGUUGUCAAGGUUUGAGGAUUUGGGGUAGAACUGAUGAGGAAAAGGUUGCUUUCAGCACUGCAGGAUGAGAGUAUGACAAUGAAAACCAUGUGUAUGUACACACAUACACACAGCAGGCCCAAUUCUUAACUGCUACACAGGUGUGACAAACACCUGCAUCUGGGCCAUAGCAUACAUCUUUUGUUUUAAAAGGGCAUAUAAAUAUUAUAUAUAUAUAUAUAUAUAUACUGUAUUAUGCAGUGGUUACCUUUUAGUUUGCAGGAAACAACUUGUAUAACUAGAAUUCUAUGGUGGGAAAAAAUCCAACAAGGGGAUUUAAAAAAGGGUAUGGUUAAAUUCUGGGUAUAAAUACUCAGACUAAAAAAAAAAAAAGGCAGUUUUGCACAGUGCUUUAGUCUUGCACUAGUUUGUUUCUCACUUGCAAAAAAAA
Messenger RNA from Lepidothrix coronata (blue-crowned manakin), 5224 nucleotides. It is a transcript of the gene ZNF827, whose product is annotated as zinc finger protein 827. The transcript is spliced from 14 exons. Bases 201 to 4211 code for a protein of 1336 amino acids. Gene Ontology annotation, cellular component: nucleus. Gene Ontology annotation, molecular function: RNA polymerase II transcription regulatory region sequence-specific DNA binding; DNA-binding transcription factor activity, RNA polymerase II-specific. NCBI's taxonomy places the organism in Eukaryota, Metazoa, Chordata, Aves, Passeriformes, Pipridae. The record is from RefSeq and is a predicted model, not a curated record. Gene Ontology annotation, biological process: regulation of transcription by RNA polymerase II.